GGUCGCUUGCCGCUGCGCCUUUCCUGCGGGCAGCGCCCGGGCUCCGGUCGCGUGCUUCCCGGCCUCGGAGACCUGUCCACCUGGCGCUGUAGCAAGCUCCAGCUCAGAUCAUCAGAUAUUUGAUCCCAGAGGUUGGGGACCCCUGCUGGACACCAUUGGCCCACGGAAAACCGGAAGCUAUGCUUUGGGGUCCCUGGUUCCCCCAUUUCUCCUCGUGAGGGAGAGCAAGCCCCGGAGUUCACUGCUUCAGGAGAUGAUACACCGAAGUGCGGUGCUGUGUGAGUCAGAGACAGGAGGGGCCUGAGCCACCGGGCCUGAAUGUUGGCAGUGACACUGUUAAGAGGCUGGCAUUUAUUUCUGUUCUAACCAGCUACGGUAUAACUGUGAAAAGUAACUAUGCAUAUGUGUUGGUCAGCGAAACCAAGGAACAAGAGCUAUGGCAGUUGAGGAGGUCUGUCUGAUUCCAGGGUAUUUUUCCCCGGCUCCACCACCAGGGUUCUCCCUCCCACCUCAACAACCAUGUGGUACCCUCUGCCUUUUGACAGAGAUUAAGGACAUGUUCUUUGGCCUACAGCUAGAGCUCAGAAUCUGCUGGAGUAGGGUCAGAGACCAUUUCAGUCACAGCUGAGGAAGAUGAAAUUUCCAUUCUACUUGGUGCCUUGUCCAGGGAGCACACUAACUCUCCGGAAAGCGUGUUGAGUGAGAAGAGGCUGAGCCUGGCCCACUACAAGCCCGUGGUUAUGGCGAGUGAGCCAACGUGACCAGCGCGGGCAGGAGCCGCAGAGGGACUCAUGACGGGCUAUACCAUGUUGCGGAAUGGGGGUGCGGGGAACGGAGGUCAGACCUGCAUGCUGCGCUGGUCCAACCGCAUCCGGCUCACGUGGCUCAGCUUCACGCUCUUCAUCAUCCUGGUGUUCUUCCCCCUCAUCGCUCACUAUUAUCUCACCACCCUGGACGAGGCGGACGAGGCGGGCAAGCGCAUCUUUGGCCCGCGGGCUGGCAGCGAGCUCUGCGAGGUGAAGCACGUGCUGGACCUCUGCCGCAUCCGCGAGUCGGUGAGCGAGGAGCUCCUGCAGCUGGAAGCCAAGCGGCAGGAGCUGAACAGUGAGGUCGCCAAGCUGAACCUGAAGAUUGAGGCCUGCAAGAAGAGCAUCGAGAAUGCCAAGCAGGACCUGCUCCAGCUCAAGAACGUCAUCAGCCAGACAGAGCAUUCCUACAAGGAGCUGGUGGCGCAGAACCAGCCCAAGCUCUCCCUGCCCAUCCGCCUGCUCCCGGAGAAGGACGAGGCUGGCCUCCCGCCCCCCAAGGCCCAGCGGGGCUGCCGGCUGCACAAUUGCUUCGAUUAUUCCCGGUGCCCUCUGACCUCUGGUUUCCCCGUCUAUGUUUAUGACAGUGACCAGUUCGCCUUUGGCAGCUACCUGGACCCCUUGGUCAAGCAGGCUUUCCAGGCCGCGGCCCGAGCCAACGUUUAUGUCACCGACAGCGCGGACAUCGCCUGCCUGUACGUGAUCCUAGUCGGGGAGAUGCAGGAGCCCGCUGUGCUGCGGCCCGCCGACCUGGAGAAGCAGCUGUCCUCCCUCCCGCACUGGCGGAGGGACGGCCACAACCACGUCGUCCUCAGCCUGUCUCGGAAGUUGGACACCCAGAACUUACUGUACAACGUCAGCACCGGCCGGGCCAUGGUGGCCCAGUCCACCUUCUAUGCGGCCCAGUACCGGCCUGGCUUUGACUUGGUGGUGUCGCCCCUAGUCCACGCCAUGUCGGAGCCCAACUUCAUGGAAAUCCCACCACAGGUGCCGGUGAAGCGGAAAUACCUCUUCACCUUCCAGGGCGAGAAGAUCGAGUCACUGAGAUCCAGCCUUCAGGAGGCCCGCUCCUUUGAGGAGGAGAUGGAGGGGGACCCCCCGGCCGACUACGAUGAUCGGAUCAUCGCCACCCUCAAGGCCGUCCAGGACAGCAAGCUCGAUCAGGUCUUGGUGGAAUUCACCUGCAAGAGCCAGCCGAGAGCCAGCCUGCCGACUGAGUGGGCGCUGUGCGGCGAGCGGGAGGACCGCCUGGAGCUCCUGAAGCUCUCCACCUUCGCCCUCAUCAUCACGCCGGGGGACCCGCGCCUGCUCGUGUCCUCGGGGUGCGCCACCCGGCUCUUCGAGGCCCUGGAGGUCGGGGCUGUCCCGGUGGUGCUGGGGGAGCACGUGCAGCUCCCCUACCAGGACGUGCUGCAGUGGAGCGAGGCGGCGCUGGUGGUGCCCAAGCCGCGGGUCACCGAGGUCCACUUCCUGCUGCGGAGCCUCUCGGACAGCGACCUGCUGGCCAUGCGGCGCCAGGGCCGCUUCCUCUGGGAGACCUACUUCUCCACCACGGACAGUAUCUUCAGCACCGUGCUGGCCGUGAUCCGGACGCGCAUCCAGAUCCCUGCCGCUCCCAUCCGGGAGGAGGCGGCGGCCGAGAUCCCGCACCGCUCGGGCAAGGCGGCCGGCACCGACCCCAACAUGGCGGACACCGGGGACCUGGACCUGGGCCCGGUGGAGACCGAGCCGCCCUACGCCUCGCCCAAGUACCUCCGCAACUUCACGCUCACCGUCACCGACCUCUACCGCAGCUGGAACUCCGCCCCGGGGCCUUUCCAUCUCUUCCCCCACACGCCCUUUGACCCCGUGCUGCCCUCGGAGGCCAAGUUCCUGGGCUCAGGGACCGGAUUCCGGCCCAUUGGCGGCGGGGCCGGGGGCUCUGGCAAGGAGUUUCAGGCGGCGCUGGGAGGCAACGUCCCUCGGGAGCAGUUCACGGUGGUAAUGUUGACUUACGAGCGGGAGGAGGUGCUCAUGAACUCCUUAGAGAGGCUGAACGGCCUCCCGUACCUGAACAAGGUCGUGGUGGUGUGGAAUUCUCCCAAGCUGCCGUCAGAGGACCUGGUGUGGCCUGACAUUGGGGUCCCCAUCAUGGUGGUUCGUACUGAGAAGAACAGUCUGAACAACCGAUUUCUGCCAUGGAAUGAAAUCGAGACAGAGGCCAUCCUGUCUAUUGAUGAUGACGCUCACCUCCGCCAUGAUGAAAUCAUGUUUGGGUUUCGGGUGUGGAGAGAAGCACGGGACCGCAUUGUGGGUUUCCCUGGCCGCUACCACGCGUGGGACCUCCCUCAUCAGGCCUGGCUCUACAACUCCAACUACUCCUGUGAGCUGUCCAUGGUGCUGACAGGUGCUGCCUUCUUCCACAAGUAUUAUGCCUACCUGUAUUCUUACGUGAUGCCCCAGGCCAUCCGAGAUAUGGUGGAUGAAUAUAUCAACUGUGAGGACAUCGCCAUGAACUUCCUCGUCUCCCACAUCACUCGGAAACCCCCCAUCAAGGUGACCUCACGGUGGACUUUCCGAUGUCCAGGAUGCCCUCAGGCUCUGUCACACGAUGAUUCCCACUUCCACGAGCGGCACAAGUGUAUCAACUUCUUUGUCAAGGUGUACGGCUACAUGCCCCUGCUGUACACGCAGUUCCGCGUGGACUCUGUGCUCUUCAAGACCCGCCUGCCCCACGACAAGACCAAGUGCUUCAAGUUCAUCUAGGGGCACUGCACGGCGGGGAGAGGACGAGCAGAGCGAGGGAGGCGGCUCGGGGGCCCUGCACACUGGAGGGCCUGAGGGACGCCCGCCGUGGUCGGGCCAGGCCCUCUGCUGGGAGAGGCGCAGGGAGGCGGGAGGGGCGGGCUGCCUUGCUCUUGAAGUUGGCGGCACUGGGCCCGGAAGCCUGGUCCCAGGCCACCAGGGCUCCCUAACAGGGCACUGACGAUAGCUUACACUGAGGACCAUGGGGACUCUGGGGAGUCACUCACACAGCUCAUGAGCCCAGCACAGCUGGCUUGUGGUUUUUUAAUUCACUAACAACUAUUAUUAUUAUUUAAAAAGUUUCAGAUUUGCCAUUCAAGGUUUAUUUAUAUAUAUGUAUGUAUAUAUACACAUAUGUGUGUGUGUGUAUAUGUGGGUAUAUACAGAUAUAUGCACACACACUCACAGACAUAUACAUAUGUAUGUAUUUGAGGGGGAGCUUGGCGUUUCUGCCCAUCUCACAAAGUGAGGGUCCCACCAUGGUGGUCUGUAUUUUGGUGGAGAAGGGUCCUGGCCUUCCUGUACCUGGCUCAUCCUUAAAGAUGGUCUCCAUCCUCCCCAGGAGCUGUGUGUGCAGAAUCGAGAAAGGGCUGGCGUGGCACCGGGGGGUCUUACAUGGGUUAAGACCUGUGGGUUGGCUCCUUCCCCGCCUCCUGUUGGCAGCAGCACUCUGUGGCUCGCGUUGUCCUGCACUCGAGUUCUCAGUGGGACGGAGGGCCUGCAUAUUUGGGGGCAGCUGGGCUUCCCUGCCUGGGACAGGUAGGUCGAGGACUUCCUGCUGCCUGUGCUGUCUGUGUAUUUGACCUGGCUCCCCUUUCCCCGCUGUCUGAGAGUGAGGACAGGAAGGACUGAGACCGCAGAUAGACCCCCAAAUGGUUAAUUUUGUUUGACCCUCCUUUUAAAGACCUGUUGUGCUUUGGCUGCAGACUUUCCUGAAGGUUCUCUCACGUAGAGAGCAGAUGCCUGGCCACUACACUUCAGGGGGGUCUGAGUGGUUGGUUGCAGGUCGGCCGGCUCUCUCUGGCUCAGAGCAAGUGAGCACAGCACCCUUUGAUCCCCACCCGGCUGGCCGGGAGCCACAGCAAGGCACCUGCCUUGGGAUGAUACCUGGGUGAAAUUCACCUUCCCCACCCCAUCUGGACCCGCAUCCUGUAGUUCCUAGAUCCUUCAGGCUGGGUGGGUGCCAGGCCCCGCCGCCGGGGUUAGUUUGGUCUAUGUCAGAAUGAUGGGAGGAUAGGAUUUGUUGGGUUAAGCUCAAAUCCAGCCUGAAAUUGAACAGGUGUUCACAUCCCAUAUUCCCACUUCCCCCUGUGGGUUUCAGUCUCUCUUUUCCUGGGCUGAAAUAGAAGGAAGCUAACUUUUUUUCUUUUCUGGUGGUGGCAGCAGUAGGGGAACUGAAGAGAGUGGUGUCACUGGUGGUGGCUGGGAUGUAGCACGUGGCCUCUGCCGUUAUUUCUGGACCCCCCUUCCUCCGGUGAGGCUGAGUCUAGGAGGUUCCCCUCAGUGACGGAACACAAGCUCGGGCCUGUCCUGGGCACACACAUGCCUUAAGCCAGCUCCCUCUUCCCCAGACCUCCACCUUCCACGCACCUGUUUCCAGGGGGCACAUCCCUCUCUGACCUUCCUGCCCCCCAGAGGGUCCUCUUCAAGUGUCACCUGAAGCCAGCUCUGUCCUCGAGAGAGCACCCCCCUGGAGGGCUGCUGGACCUGAGGGACCCGCCCCAUCGGCAGGCAGGACUGGGCUGUGUCUUCCUGAACUCCCUGCUGGCAUCUCCCUGUGUCUCCCCUGCUGAGGCUGCUUCCUAGGAAAUGAGCUCUGCUGCUCGGCAGCCCAGCAAAGGGGUCCAGACCCCCACCUCCUGACUUUCUAAUUACUCCUUCUUUGACCCUGGACUUGAUUCUUUUUAGCAGUAGCCUUCUUCCCUUUGGGAAGCCAAAGAGUGUGGUGUUUUGAGCUAUAAAUGUGGCUGCUAUUUUUAUCUUGUCUCUCUUAAUGUGAGGAACCCCUGGACGGCCUCUGAGCAUGGGGUCCCUGGUGAGAAAGUAGCUGUGUCAGGACCCGCCGAGGGGGAGCCAGGGCACGGGGUCCCUGGUGUCAGGACAGAUCCGGAGCAGCUGGUGCUCUGAGGUGGGGGAUGACAUCACAGGACACUGUGGGGUGGUGGGGGGAGGUGACGUCAGCGCAGACGAGGGGCGCCGUCUGACCUGAGCGCGGCACUGACUUGGAGGAGCCGGGAGUGCAGGCUCCGGUGGACACGGGCUGGGUCUGUAAAGGACACGCCUCACGGCGAGAGGCGGGGGCAGGGCUCUCGGGGGCCUAGUCGGGUCUCCCAGAAAACAGCGUCACAUUUUGCCAGGCGGGUUCGGGGGCCGCCCAGAUCCAGGCUUCCAGUGCCUUUGAUGCCUGUUCACCUUGGGGAGUCCAGAGUUGUCUGCGCCACCUGGCUGACUCCUGGAGCCUGGCACAGCCCUGCCGGCACCCGAGACGUCGUCAGCUGUCCCGGGAGCGCCCACUGCCGACUGCGCUCGCGGAGCCCAGCGCACCCUUGCUCCCCAGUGGGCCAGUCUGCUCCCUCCCGAGAGACCCCCGCCUGAGGGGAGGCGCCCACCAGACCUGCGCCGGGGCCCCCGCCUGUGUGCGCCGCCGCUCCAGCAGGGCCCGGGCGCCCUGCCCCGAGGAGUCCCCGCUCCGGAGUGGCCUGCCAGUGCUCACGCUCUGGAGGGGCAGGCUCUCCUAGUACUCAUGCCGUGUGCAUCCUCCCCACCCCUUUUCCAGUCAUGAGCACAAUGGUCUUACGUUGGGUUUUUGUAAAAAAAAUAAAAAAUGGAGACUACAAGCA
Capra hircus (goat) is the source of this 6430-nucleotide messenger RNA. It is a transcript of the gene EXTL3, whose product is annotated as exostosin like glycosyltransferase 3. The transcript is spliced from 8 exons. Gene Ontology annotation, cellular component: membrane. The record is from RefSeq and is a predicted model, not a curated record. Bases 792 to 3551 code for a protein of 919 amino acids. Gene Ontology annotation, molecular function: glycosyltransferase activity. NCBI's taxonomy places the organism in Eukaryota, Metazoa, Chordata, Mammalia, Artiodactyla, Bovidae.